Messenger RNA from Thelazia callipaeda (thelaziosis nematode), 1200 nucleotides. The record is from the annotation of a GenBank genome assembly. Lineage: Eukaryota; Metazoa; Nematoda; Chromadorea; Rhabditida; Thelaziidae.
AUGGAAACAGUCUCAAAGUCAGCAUUGCACAGUGAUGAGAACAAGAUAUGCGUCAGGUGGCAGAACGUUGAAGACCACCUCAUGAUUCUUCAUUUUGGUGAAGUGAAACAUUGUGCUAAUAUAGCAGCUUUUGACCUUGAUGGAACGAUAAUAGUAACAAAAACAGGGAAAACUUUUCCUCAAAAUGAACAUGAUUGGCAGUUUUUUUGUGAUAUCGUACCGAAAGUAUUGGUUGAUGCUGUGGAAAACGAUUUUAAAGUGGUGAUUUUUACGAAUCAACGAGGUAUACAGACAGGUUCCCAGGAUCGUGGUGCUUUUUGCAGAAAAGUAGAAAGAGUAUGUCAGCGCAUUAACGUUCCCAUGCAGGUGUUUGUUUCCCUGGGAACAUUAAAAUAUCGUAAACCGUACAUUGGUAUGUGGAAUUUUUUUUUGAGCUAUGAAAACGGAAGCAUUUCAGUAAAUCGACAGUCAUCAUUUUAUGUUGGUGAUGCUGCGGGUCGCAUCCAGACAAAUAUUCGGAAGAAAAAAGAUCAUUCAGCUGCUGAUCGUUUAUUUGCUUUGAACAUUGGAAUUAGUUUUUCGACCCCAGAGCAGUACUUCCUCAAGCAGAUGCAAGUGGAAAAUUAUGUACUGCCAUCUUUUUCACCAUCAUCUUUGUUGGACUCGAAAAUUUCCUUAUUUGAUCCAGAGGAUGCUCCUGUACCAGGGGAUAGUUUGGAGGUUCUUAUAUUUGUUGGCUAUCCAGGAUGUGGCAAGACUAGUCUUGCUCAGAAAUUGGCUACGAAAUAUAGCUAUGGUGUUGUGAAUCGAGAUACAUUAAAAACAUGGCAGAAAUGUGUUGAAUAUGCGCAAAUUUUUUUAAAACGAAAGCAGAGUGUUAUUAUUGACAAUACCAAUGCUGAUCGAAAUUCAAGAAAACGAUACUGCAAUGUUGCUAAAUCAUUUGGAGCUGUUACGCGAUGCUUUUUGUUCAAUUGUACACUGGAACAAGCAAUGCACAAUUGCAAAUAUCGUGUCCUUAUCGGCGCUGAUCUAGAACACACUGAAAUCGGGCAAGCAGUACUCAAUAGUUAUAAGAAAAAAUUUGAGGAGCCGGAGUUAUCAGAAGGAUUCUUAUCCAUUGUUAAAGUUAAUUUUGUACCUGAAUUUGGUUGCAGUGAGCAUGAAGCAAUAUUUAGGAUGUAUUUGUGUGAUUCUUGA